Molecule: messenger RNA, 6512 nt
Organism: Danio rerio (zebrafish)
Lineage: Eukaryota; Metazoa; Chordata; Actinopteri; Cypriniformes; Danionidae
Source: RefSeq, a predicted model, not a curated record
GCAUAAUUUAUGACUCUAUUAAAUGGAGUCAAAUAUUUCAGGUGAACAGAUAUAGCAGUUUAAUCAGUAAUCAGAUUAAACAAAUAAUGCACAACAAUAAUAGUGUAUAAAAACCCAAUAACAGUUUGAGUCUUACUAAGUUUCUGCAGGUUUCUGAGAUCUCCUCCAGAUCAUGUAGAAGAUAAGCAUUCCUCUUUUUACACUGUACUAAUGGUGUCUAUGUGCUGAAAGGCAUGUGUCAAAAGCACAGCACACAUAGCAACCUUGAAACUACAUUAAGUUGCUGAUUCUAAAGGAAUUAUACUGAAGAUGUACAUUACAACAGUUUUGGCAGACAUCUGUCUCACUCAUGAGUUCAUAAAAUCCUGCUUAAUUACUUACAGAAAUAUUGGAGCAUAUAUUGAGACACAGUCAAUAGAAAAUUUAAGAUAAUAUAAACAAUUUUAGAGGGAUUCAUAAAACUCCCAGAAAACAUCUGUGAAUGAAUAAAUGUGUGUAAAAUAGAUUUUUAUUUUUAUUUUCCACUGUUUCUGUUUUCUUAUAAUUGCUUUUCUUACAGAAGCUAUUACAAUGGAAAACAAUGUGAAACCAAGUACUCGCGAGGACAUUUGCAUACAGUAUUUUUGCAUGAGAAGGCGCUAAGUGAUGGGCGGGGUCAAGACAGCCCCCUUUUCUUGUCACUGGCUGGUAUAUCAGCACAUGUGUUUGUGUUGGAGCCUCAGACUGACCGAAGGAGAAUGAAAAGAAGGGGUCUCCGCUCUGCAAAGACAACUCGUUCAGCUGGAUGGAUGUUUUGCUUGGAGAUAAAGGGAAUUGGUCCUGAAUUCUUGAACGGAUUAAAUCUGUGUUUUGAACGGGAUAGUUUGGAGACCCAUAGCGGUCAGGGAGAUGCACUGUAAGAUAACUCUUAUGCAUAAGAGCAACGGUAGCAGCCACUGAGGGAUUUUCACCAUGCAGGGAUACAUGUGGAAUUCAAAUCAACAUACACCAGCAAGAUACCUAGAACGACCUCCACCUCCUUAUCCACAACAAUUCCCACCUAAGUACCAAGCUGUCAGGAAUGAUCAGCCCAAUGCUUUCCAGGCUCUGUUCAAUCAACCCAAUGCGUUUCAGGCACAGUUCAACCAACCAAUACCCCAGGCGCAACAUUUUGCAACACCCGCAAGAUAUUCCAAUGGACAACAAGAGGCUACAAAUCAAUGGAACGCUUACUCAGACAGUGGUGACCGUUUUGUUCAUGGUUUUCAGUCAAACUCACGUGGAUAUGAUCAGACAAGGCAGCCAAACCAAAUCCAGCCAUUCACAGGCUCCAAUUUACAGUCGUAUUGCCAAUCUGAAAAACCCAACACGUAUAUGUACUAUAACCAAAGCAACACACAAUCGAACGCCUCUUGUCCACAGACAUACAGAAACACAGACUGUAGUCAAACUCCCAUGUAUUGGACUUCACAGUCGAACAAUGGCAGCUCUGUAGGUAACAACAGGGGUUGGACUAAUCACGUUUCCAACAAUGGCAACUCUUCUUCAAUGAGCAAUCAGCAACAAUUUCAAUCCCAAAGAAGGAUUCCUGCUUAUUAUUACCAUCAACAACAACAACCAGCAGCAACAACAACAACAACAACAGCAGCAGCAGCAGCACCAGCAGCAGCACCAGUUCUCUAGACAACAGUCAGGCAAAUGGCAGAAAAAAAAACUUUCAACAAAAGGACACCAACAAAGAUCUACUAGUUACAAUAACAGUCAAGCUCAGAACCAAAAAGCAAGCAUUGACAACUCAUCCAACCCCACGACUGCGCCAUCUGGAGAAAGUAACAGCAUGUCACUGCCUUCCAAUAACUUACACCAACGUCCUGUUUUCCGGCCAGAACUGAGGGUCAAUCCAGGUCCGGAUGUAUCUGCAACCCAGUCUCAGAGUAAUCAGAGUGUUGGGCAUCAGACUCAGAGAACAAACUGUGGGACAUAUAAUGCUAUGCAAACCGCUCAAACGAUACAGGCUAAUGAAGCCCAGCCUCCGGUUCACUCUAAAAUUAUCAACUCGCUCAUAUAUAAAUUAUUGUGUUCAGAUUCCAAGAAAGAGGCAAAUGUACAGCAAUCAAUUGCACAUCAAAACACCGGUCCACAGCAGUCUGAGGUUUGUGCAACGGACAGAACUGACCAUAACUCAGUAGAACAGUUUCAACCACCUAAUAAAAGUAUGAAGCAUGGUGUGGAUCAGAGAGGCUACUGGGAUAAAGAUAGAAGUUUGUCCAAAGACAGAACUGAUUUAGGCAUGCAAUCAGACGUACCUAGAACCCUUCAGACCACUAUUGAUGAGAACAGACUUAAAAUAAUGAAUCAACACAACAUACAUUACAGUACGGACCCUGCAGACUGCCUAGAAGCUGUGAUUGCGCUACAGAGAGCUGCUCAGCAAGGUCACAAGGCCAUAGCCAUUGUUCCUCCCAUUUCCCAGCAGCCCUUAACCAAUGCACAGAUUGUAGAUACCACCCCAAAAAAACCAGAUAGUCCACCAUUAAAGAUUGCUUCUGUGUGGUCACUUGGUGACAAGUCUGAUGCACAAAAGUCUAUAUCUGAAUCACCUUCACAUACACCUCAACAAGAUGACAAAAGCAUCGAAAAUGAUACUGAAAGCAGUACAGAACUGGAUACAUCUAGUGUAAGCACAGUCGAAUGUCAAAAUGAUGUGCAACAAGGUACUUCUGAUUUAAGCAAGCCUUCAUUUGACUUGUCCAGUGUGCCAGUGGUUGAGUACAACCUGGAGAAACUGAGGGACUUAGUGAACACUUUAGAGAGGACAGAGUUUUCAGAGCGACUUCCAGAGCACUCCGAGUUUGUUUUAGAUAGGAUUUUGAAAAUCUACUGGAAUGGGAACGAGGACAGUAUUUGGGAGCCUUUGGGAUCUUUGAUAAAUGAGUCACCACAGUCAUUUGAAGGAAUUGUGCGGGAUGUUGAGUCUGUGGUAUUUGAAAGUGUUGAAACUGAAAAUCUACAAAAGCUAGUUAAUUGCAACAUUCUCAAGAGUGGGAUGUAUUCUUCGUCGGAGGAGUUCAGGUCUUCUUGGUUAAACAUUGAUGGACAGCCAGCUGAUAUUGAAGGGGUGCUUUCAGAAGCACUGGCUGAUGACAUAACUGUGUAUAACAUGACAUCAGAAAACACUGAUGUAACUUCACCUGAUAUAGAUGUGAACUACCUCAAAUACUUGCCUGAAAUUUCAACCAGCGAGAAAAGUGUGAAGCUUAGCACAUGCAAUCAAGCAGAUCUUUCCACACCCUUGGCAGGAAGCGACAAAGAGGCAACAGCCUCCGAAAACAAUGGGCAUUCAUAUGUAGUUUCAUCUCCAAGUAAAAUGCAGAUGCAAAAUGACACUGAUCAAAGCCACACUUUAAAUACAAAUGGCUCAGGUCUCUCACCAUUAGCAGAAAGCUUGACGGAGAAACCUACAAACAAUAAAUCGCAGUCAUUCAAACAAGAUCACUCUAAGCAAUUGUGUGAUAAUGUGUUUGUGUCACAAUCACUUUCUGACGAUGUUUCAGAUGGUGUGAAAAGCUCUGAAAAAUGUUUAUCUACAGAGACUCUUUGCCGUGCAAUGGAUAUAUGUCAAGUACGAGACAUUUCCGACAAUGAAAAGCCAGACAAUACUAAGACUCUUAAUAACUCCUCAGAAACCUGGCCGGUAGAAGAUAUUUCUGAAGAUGAAAAUUCUGGAAAUAAGGAUGUUCCUCCUAAUGCCACAGACACCUGGAUUGUUGAAGAUAUUUCUGAAGAUGAAAAUUCCGGAAGUAAGGAUCUUCCUCUUAAUACAAUAGACACGUUGGUGGUAGAGGAUAUUUCUGAAGAUGAAAACUGUGGAAAUAAAAAAGUUCCUCCUAAUGCCACAGACACCUGGAUUGUAGAAGAUAUUUCUGACGAUGAUUCUGGAAAUAAGAUUGUUUCUCUUAAAGCCACAGACACAUGGCUGGUAGAGGAUAUUUCUGAAGACGAACAUUCUGGAAAUAAACAAGUUCCUCCCAAUGCCUCAAAUGCCUGGGUUGUAGAAGAUAUUUCUGACAACAUACAUUGUGGAAAUAUAAAGGUUCUUCCUGAUGCCUCUGACAUCUGGCAGGUGGAAGACAUCUCUGAUAAUGAGAAUUCAGGAGAUAAGGAGGUUCCUCCCAAUGCCUCAGAAAUCUGGCAGGUAGAAGACAUCUCUGAUGAUGAGAAUUCAGCAGAUAAGGACACUCUCAGUGAUUCCUCAGACAUAUGUAUUGUGGAAGAUGUUUCUAAUGAUGAAAACUCAAGCGAUGAUCCCAUGUCAAUGGAACUCACAGUGCUGUCAUUUGAAGAUGCAAAUACAAUUUUCCACCACAUAGAAGAUGAACCUGAAUGUGCAAUCAAAGCCAAAUCUGACUGCCCAAAUCUUGCUGCAUGCUCUGAUGUACCCAACCAUGAAUACUAUAAAACAACGAUUUGCUCUCUGUGCUCCAGCAACAUUGUGAGCUCAAAUUCUACGGAUUCAAUCAAGACAAACCAUGGUGGUGAUGGUCAGUUAUGCCUACAGUGUUGGGAACAGGCCCCAUUGCUUGAGCUAGAAGAUGAGCCUGAUAUUCUGGGCUCUCCUGCCAAAUCGAAUGAUCAAUCUGAAGACAAUCUUAAACACAAGAAACCAAAUGUUGAUGCACCUGUGACAUGCAUUGCAGAGGAAGGAUUGACCAUACCAAAAAGAGACAGUGUUGUAAAAUCACAACUGGGAGAAAAUUGUUGUCAACCUUCUCAAGUCAAAAAACCAACAGUUCCUUUACUAGAGGAAUGCGCUGAGCUCAAACAAAAGCCAAGUCCACCAUCUCCUAAACCUGAAUCUAAGAAUUCAACUUUGGGUUUAACUGAGCAGUGCAUUGAACUGAAACAAAAAUGUAUGCCAAUAUCUGUUGAAUCCGAAGUCAAGAAACCAACUGUUGCUUCAAAAGAGCAAUCCAAUGAACUGACACCCACUCAUAGUCUACUUUUUCGUGAGCUAGUCAAAAAACCAGCUGUUGUCUCAACAGAAGAAUGCAAUGCCCUUGAAGGACUGACUGGACCAGGAAGAGACCAUAUGGUCAAUUCAGAGCUGGGACAAAGACAUAGGUUGCCAUCUACUGAUUUCAAUGCUCAGGAGUCAACAUGUGCUUCACCAGGGACAAGCAUUGCAGAAGAACAAAUGACGGUUCAAAAAAGUAACUUCAUGGAAACAUUACAACUCAAACAAAACCGUAAUGAGCCUUGUUUGACUCUCCAGGGGUCAAGUACUGCUUCUGCAGUGCAGCAUGGACUUGUGUUACAAAAAUUUGGCAACAUGGCGAAAGGAGUCACUAAGACAUUGCCCAAAACUCCAAAAUCAGCUAAACGGGAGUCAAACAAAAAGAAGCUAAAGAUAAAAAUGACAUUUCCCAAGCGCAAAAAACCACCUUCAACCCCUUCUGCUUCUUCCAAACACAACCCAAAAUCUGCUAGUCCUAGCACUGUUCCUGAUGAGUGUGUGCUUUUUGCUCCAGAUAUUGUGGUUAAAAAGAUCUGUCCUCAAAAGAAAAAUGUACCUGCUGUACCUGCAACAAAACGUCCUAGUGUUGAGUGCAACAAGAUGAACAAAUCCAAAGAACGCCGGCCAGAAAUAAAAGACAUUAACUCACUGACUCAAACAGAAAGCAUACAAAAACGGAUAGAGAAAGGGUCUGAAGAUUCAAAUACAAGCCCAAUCCACAGGUCUGGAAAUGAGUUUGAGCUUCAUGGCAUUCUGACGGUAAAUAAAACGAAAGCAACCGUCCCAAAGAAAGUGAGAUUUGACUUGUUUGGGUCUAAAACAGAAGAGCAGAGCUAUGCUAAAGAGCGUCGAUUUUCAGCGCCUGCCACAUUAACGGUCUCCGAUUCGUGCAACGAUUAUACUGACGUGCUUUCUGCCAAACAAAAGGUUCACAACCUGUGGAGUAGCACGUUUAUACCACAAAAGAAAAACUUUUAUAAUAGGUCACAACAAGAGGGAACGCCGCAGAAGAACAAAACACUAAAACAUUACGAACAUUUAAAGUCAAAUAUGAGUGCUUUGAAAGACCACUUAACUCAAAGGGCCAUGCUUUUGUCCAAUAGUGAAGUGCAGUCUAGUCACUUUAGAAAGCCAUUUUCUAGGCAAAAGCUGUCAAAAACACUAAGUAGCUAAUGCCUGUGGUCCGUAUUGUUGCUUUUAUGUUUACUUAAAUAUGUUUACAAAUAAUAACUGUAACUGAGAUGUGCGCCAGUUUUCUGUGAAUGAUAGUCAUGGAUGUUUUUUUUAUUAUUAUUAUUAUUAUUAUUGUUUCAGAACUCAGAUCUUUAUUUUUUUACAGCAUUAUUGUUUGUGACUGAUUACAGUAUUGAUUUAGAAGUAUAUUUUUUAAUAAUUGUUUUUCUUUUACUAUUUUAAGUAUUUUCGAAUGUUAUUGCAAGAUGUAAAAUAUACAUUUGUGUUUGAAAAACGAGACAAUUUUUGGGAAAGUUGUGCAACAAUAAAUCUUGUAAUAUUGUAA